AUGACCAUGACCCACAUCACGACGCUACUCUCCGCCGCCGCGGCAGCCGCCGCGUAUGAGGGUCUUAUGGACGAGCAUGCCGUACAUCUCGGCCGUGGCAUGCACGCCGCUGCUGCAGCGUGCGUGCUGACGGGCGCUGUCGUGUUAUUGCCGUACCGUUGGAGAACUUGCCGUCCUCAAGUCCGUCAGAUUCCCCUCUGGCGCAUGCGAUUGGUUGAAUGGCGAGAUGCGAGGCAAUGGUGGCGAUGCCAAGCGGAACGUGGCCUUCUCCCAUCAGCUGGCUUGGGUUUGGUUCCGGAGCCUCGUCAUCAGGUGGCGGCGGAGCUGGGGCUCGUACGGACGGCCGAUGGUUCCUUGGCAUUACCAGCAGCGGCAGCGGCAGUAGUAGCGGCGGUAGUCGUGGUGGCAGUAGCGGGCGGCCGUGGGGUUGGGGGUGGUGGUGGUGGUGGUGGUGGGGAGUCAGCGCACGGGAAUCGUCAUCUUCCCUAUUGCUUUGUCGUACCAGGGCGGCAGCUGUACUGGGCGGCGACGGCUCGCCGGCGCCGCCAGGUAGCGUCGUCGCCGUCGUCGUCGUCGGCAUCUCACGCCGGGUCAUUGCUUGGCGGCAGCCCCGCUCUCGCUCCCCAGAAGUGGCUGUCGCCGCCGCCGCCACCGCCGCCGCUACCGAAGAGGAGGGUACGGCCGCUGCACGACCUCCGAGACUUGUCCAUGUACUUUGUACGAGAGUGUACGACAAUGUUUCCUUCCGGAAGGCCUUUGGAGCUGAUCCGGUCGUGGCGGCGGCGCCAGGGAGGAUUCCGGAAAGUUACUCCGGCGGAAUUCGUCUGCAAGAGGUGUACGACAGCAAUGUGGCGGAGCUCCGCUUGGGUGCUGCUCGUCCACUCGCCGGCCUGGGUAGUAGCGCUAGCGGCGAUGGGCGGCUCGUCCAUGGUCUGGCUGGCGUUACAACUGACGUGGCACGCUGCACUGCCGUACAUUUUCGUGGAAUCGAUAGCUACAGCGGAGGAUCUUACUGUCGGAGCCGUUGCCGUACAACCCGCCGUCGCCGCUGACAAUCAAGGUGUCGAUGACGACGACGUCGCCACAAAACCUGGCAAUCGAAAUGUUAGCACCUGUUGGCCGGUCAUUUCGAGCACUGCUGUACAAGAGUACGGGCCGUACAAGCGCGGCCGAAAACGACAAACCAUCCUCAGCUCUAAACGGGCUGACGAUCCCUGUACGAGGCAAUGCGCCUCCGGUGAAGAUAACCCUAAUAGUCCGUCCGACACGAAAGAGGGUUUCCGCGUCGCGAACGGUAAUGACGACGGCAAUGUCGGUUCAGUACGGGAAACUCGUAUGCUUGGCUGCGGCUUGCUUGGCCGCCGACCACGGCUAAGCCCUGGAUCCAUUCUGUGCCGUGGUUUUAGAUUCAUGCAACCCGCUGGUUUUGGAUCUGGAUCCAGGUCCAGGGCUGAGUACGGAAGGUCAGAGCAGCCCAGUACGACAGUACAUCGAAGCUCUGAUUCGUCCAUGCAUUUGGAUGCCACCGACGGCAGCGGUGGCGCCGGCAGUUGUACGGCACGCGUCCAGUCCAGUACGGCUCCUUCAUGUACGGCAACUGCAUCGGCGAUGGUGGGGUCCACCGCACGGUUCCUUGGGUCGCUGCCGUCAAUCACGUCGGGACCGCCGCUGUCGCUGCCAGCAGUCCCUAUGCGGCAGGAGUCGCUGUCGUAUUCAGGAGGCCCUGAGGCUCCGAAACCUCUUCCCGCGGCGCUUGCGACCGCAUCGAUUUGGGUCAGCGUGGCAUCGGCUGCGGUGCGGCGGGCAAGGCCGCUGCUGGCUGCGCUGUGGCUGUACGGCGGUCCAUUUGCCAUCGGCGCGGUGCCGGUGCUACCGCGUUCCUGGCUGUGGGACUAUUUGGCUGCAUCGCCGGCACAGCUGGCUAUAGGCUUAGUGCUAGCCGUCAUAGCGGUGGCUUGGGUGGCGGCCCCGGCGUUUUCAAAGAAAGGGAAUGAUAAAACGGUCAAUUUUUGUAUCGGCGCAAUGCUCUUUAUGAUCGCCGUGUUUAUUUGCGCAUAUGGUUCCUGUCUGAUCAUGCCUGGUGCUGUAAUUGUGGGUCUUUGA
Messenger RNA from Volvox carteri f. nagariensis, 2103 nucleotides. RefSeq lists its product as uncharacterized. Lineage: Eukaryota; Viridiplantae; Chlorophyta; Chlorophyceae; Chlamydomonadales; Volvocaceae. The transcript has 4 exons. Bases 1 to 2103 code for a protein of 700 amino acids. The record is from RefSeq and is a predicted model, not a curated record.